UGAAAUACUGACCCCGACUACUCCAUACGGACUUAGCUCGUGCACCAGUCAUCAUCAACCAAAUCUUGAAUUUCAACAAUCCUUCAUCAUGAAAGUCGUGUUUCUUGUGUGUGUCGUGGCUGCGGUGGUGUACUCCCACCCCCACGACUCCCACUACACCGACAAGUACGACAACAUCGACCUGGACGAGAUCCUGAACAACAAAAAAAUCCUGACUUCUUACAUUAACUGCUGUCUGGACCUUGGCAAGUGCACGCCUGACGGCAAGGAACUGAAAUCGCACAUUAGGGAAGCGUUGGAGAACAAAUGUGGAAAAUGCACUGAAGCUCAAAAGAAUGGUACACGCAAGGUCAUGACCCACCUCAUCAACUUUGAGCCAGACUACUGGAACCAACUCUGCGCCAAAUACGACCCUGAAGGAAAAUACAAAGCCAUGUACGAAAAGGAAUACAAAACUCUUGUACACUAAAUAGCUUAUUUGAUGAAAAUAAAUUAUUUUGAUUAACCA
Molecule: messenger RNA, 508 nt
Organism: Spodoptera exigua (beet armyworm)
Lineage: Eukaryota; Metazoa; Arthropoda; Insecta; Lepidoptera; Noctuidae
Source: the annotation of a GenBank genome assembly